This is a messenger RNA of Necator americanus (New World hookworm), 570 nucleotides long. RefSeq lists its product as uncharacterized. The transcript has a single exon. The record is from RefSeq and is a predicted model, not a curated record. Lineage: Eukaryota; Metazoa; Nematoda; Chromadorea; Rhabditida; Ancylostomatidae. The coding region runs from base 1 to 570 and encodes 189 amino acids.
AUGAACAAAGUCGAUGGCUGGGGAUCUUUGGAGGCCGAGGGAAAAAUAUUCAUAAUGAUGAAGCCUCAACACGACGCUUCCCCCUCAAUCGCCCCCAAAAUCGAUGACUGGGGAUCUUUGGAGGCCGAGGGAAAAAUAUUAAUAAUGAUGAAGCCUCAACACGACGCUACCUUCUCACGCAUGAACAAAAUCGAUGGCUGGGGAUCUUUGGAGGCCGAGGGAAAAAUAUUAAUAAUGAUGAAGCCUCAACACGACGCUUCCCCCUCAAUCGCCCCCAAAAUCGAUGUCUGGGGAUCUUUGGAGGCCGAGGGAAAAAUAUUUAUAAUGACAAAGCCUCAACACGACGCUUCCCCCCCAAUCGCCACCAAAAUCGAUGGCUGGGGAUCUUUUGAGGCCGAGGGAAAUAUAUUAAUAACGAUGCAGCCUCAACACAACGCUACCCUCUCAACCGUGCCCAAAGUCGAUGUCUGCGGAUCUUUGGAGGACGAGGAAAAAAUAUUCAUAAUGAUGAGGCCUCAACACAACGCUACCCUCUCAAUCGCGCCCAAAAUGGCUGAAUACUCUUGUUGA